CCGCGAUAACUCUUACUGUCAAAUGCAAACAUUUAAUGGCGAGUUGAGUCGGUAACGGAAUAAAUUCAUGCUUAGAAAAGGACGAAUUCAAGACUUCCAUAUGACAACCGACAUUAGUCCUUACAUAACCAAAUAUUUCUUGUGGCUCUGACCCUCGAUUUGUGUUUCUUUUUUCGUUCAUUCGUCGUCAUAUUCGUCUUCGAAAUGGGUAACUCCAACAUCAAACAACACAUUGAGACAGCUUCUAAGACUGGUGCCUGCCAGCUGACACUUCGUAAACUGAGGGAACUGCCUCCAGAGCUCAUGCAACUUUCAAAAACCCUACGAACUCUAGACGUGUCCAACAAUAACCUCCAACGUUUGUGCCCACCCGACCUGGGUCAGUUUACAAUGCUGAAACAGUUGACCGCCAGCCACAAUUCUCUCUGCCAGCUUCCUGACGCUGAACUCAAACAUUUAAAGAAGCUCGAAUGUCUUUCUGUUGAUAACAACUAUCUCACCCGAUUACCCGCUUCACUGGGCAGCUUGACCGCGUUAAGGACUAUUAAUUUGUCCAACAACAAAAUUGAUGUUUUCCCCGAACAACUGUGUCAGCUUCUAAACCUCGACUCUGUCAACUUGUCUUGCAACCAUAUCACUCGACUGCCUUCCAGCAUCAACAGUCUCCAAGCUAUCGAACUUAAUUUAAACCAGAACCAGUUAUCUACAUUACCUGAAGAUAUUGCUGACUGCCCACGACUAAAAGUUUUGCGCCUCCUGGAAAACUGUCUUGAUAUAUCUGCUUUCACACCAAAAAUCAUGAAAAACUCCAAAAUUUCUCUUCUCUCUGUUGAUGGAAAUGUUUUUGACAUGAAAGAUUUCUACAACAUUCCAGGAUAUGAAAAUUAUAUGGAACGAUUUACUGCAACAAAAAUGAAAUUCAAUUGACCUUCAAGAAGCAAUUGUCAUUUUCCAUGUGCUGCCUCUACUUCCACUCUUACUCUCAUAUGAGCCAUCUAUUUUUCUUUGUUUUCCUUUUUCUCCUGCUAAAACUAAUACAUGCAUACAUACAUACACACAUACAUUAACAUGUGACAAAUAAUAGUAUUUUCCUAAUGCCUAAAAAUAAACAAAAGAAUUCAAAUAUUUAUUGUUAUACACGCUGUAACACAUAGCUGUACCCACACAUAUACAUACAUAUAUCUGUGUGUGUAUAUAUAUAUAUAUAUACACACACACA
Octopus sinensis (East Asian common octopus) is the source of this 1219-nucleotide messenger RNA. RefSeq names its product leucine-rich repeat-containing protein 57. Gene Ontology annotation, molecular function: protein binding. The coding region runs from base 205 to 927 and encodes 240 amino acids. The transcript is spliced from 2 exons. NCBI's taxonomy places the organism in Eukaryota, Metazoa, Mollusca, Cephalopoda, Octopoda, Octopodidae. The record is from RefSeq and is a predicted model, not a curated record.